AUGGUCGUUGCAACUGUAGCCACAGCUCUGCGAGCUACUCAUCCAGGGAAGGAGGGUGCCGAGGACUGCCAACGCACUGCCAGUGCUUGGCUAGAGGCGAGGGCAGAGCAGCCUGCUGGGGAUGAUGGGAUUACCCGCAUGUUUGUAGGAAGCUGUAUUUACGUGUUGCUGGCUGAUGUGGAGCAUGGCCUUCUGCAGGAGCUCGUCGUGAUCGACACCGGCCCUCGAUCCUCGCCUUUCCUCAAGGCCAAGGCCCUGGAGGAUCCGCGGGUGAUAUACCGGCACCUGCAUGAUGAGGGUCGGGACUGGCCCGUGGGUUUGAAACGGAACCUUGCCAUUGCUUGCGCCUCGGGCGCGACCAUCGCGCACUUCGACGAUGAUGACUUCUAUGCACCGGAGUACCUGACAGAGUUGAUCGAGUCCAUGGGAGGUGCUGAUGCUGUGACUCUGGCAAGCUGGUUCGUCGGCGAUGCCUGCACGGGCCUUGUGGCACGCGCCGUGCCCGCCGAUGACGGAUCGCAGGAAAGUUGGAUUUUGGGCUAUGGGUUCUCCUAUGUCUACCGGCGCGCCGCGGCUCUGCGCCGACCGUUCCAGCAUGAGCACUUUGGAGAGGACUAUCAGUUCUUGGUUGCUCUGCGUGAUGCUCCAGGCGGCCGUGGCAUUCGCACCGUCCACGACGAGCAGGGCUUGGUCCUGCAUAUGCAACAAGGCUUGAACUUGUCGAACUCCCACGCUCACCAUGAGCUCGAUGCCGCUGGCUUGGCUCGCUUGGCAGUGGCAAAGCUGCCAGGCUUUCGCCCACCGACACGACUACCGGACCUGGAAUCACCCUUCAUCAGUCUUGGUGCUGCUCAUCGUAUGUUUCUGCGGCCGCCUUCUUUUCCUGGCGCGGAGACGCUGCGCCUGGCGUUGCGAAGGCUCGGGGUGGCUCGCCCACGGUGUGUCGAGAAGCUUCGCAAAAGCAGGUGGCAAGAGAAAGAUGAUGCCGUCGUUUGUUACUGCGUCUGGCGUCGAAAGGAAAUCUUCAUGGAGCCAGGAAGAAUUUUCGCACCAACUCCGCGACUCACUGGGGCACGCUUACCCAGCGACGUGCCGCGAACAGCGGCCGCAGAGCUGCGAGCCCUCAGGCACGUCGGCCGGCUGCUUCUGACCCGCUGUCCGGCCACGCGCUCUGCACGAUCAGAGUGCGAGGGCUGGAUUCGGCUGCAGGUUCAUUACUCCACACAUAUCGCGUUGCUUGCCACACUGGUCACACUGGCGUCGCUGUUCCCACGGGUGCGCCUGGAAGUUGAGUUCGAGGAGGAAGCUCCGCAAAGACAGCAGGAGCUGCAGAUGUUUGACGCACAGAAAGCCCUAGCAGCCAUGUUCGCGGGAGAAAAAGCUUUGGG
Messenger RNA from Symbiodinium sp. CCMP2456, 1388 nucleotides. The record is from the annotation of a GenBank genome assembly. NCBI's taxonomy places the organism in Eukaryota, Dinophyceae, Suessiales, Symbiodiniaceae.